Lathyrus oleraceus (garden pea) is the source of this 489-nucleotide messenger RNA. RefSeq lists its product as uncharacterized. The coding region runs from base 1 to 489 and encodes 162 amino acids. NCBI's taxonomy places the organism in Eukaryota, Viridiplantae, Streptophyta, Magnoliopsida, Fabales, Fabaceae. The record is from RefSeq and is a predicted model, not a curated record. The transcript has a single exon.
AUGCAACUUGUCAAGGAGUUUUAUAAGCUUAUGCAUAGUGAGUUUGAAAUGAAGCUUAUACGGGAGUUUAAUUACUUCUUUGGGCUUCAAAUCAAGCAAAUUAAUGAAGGGACAUUUGUGUGUCAAACCAAAUAUUGCAAUGAACUACUAAAGAGAUUUGGUUUGGAAGAUGCAAAGUCGAUUGACACUCCAAUGCCUACAAAUAGAAACUUGGAAGGGAAUGAAAAUAGUAAGGAUGUUGAUGUGAAGAAGUAUAGAGGUAUGAUUGGUUAUCUUCUAUAUCUCACUGCAUCUAGGUUAGAUAUUAUGUGUAGUGCGUCUAUAUGUGCUCGUUAUCAAUUGGCUCCUAAAGAAUCUCAUUUAAAAGCCAUAAAACGCAUUCUUAGGUAUCUUUAUGGUACUUCUAAGUAUGGGCUUUGGUAUUCUAAGGGAACCAAUUAUAAUUUGGUUGGUUUUAUCGAUUCCAACUUUGCGUUGCAAAUAGGAUAG